AUGAAGCUUGUUUUAAUGGAGAAAGAACCACAUCCGGAUCUCUCUCAUGGAACUUUGAAUUAUCAGAAUAAUAAUUUUAGUCACUCGAAUUCUUUAACAACACUGAAUUCCAACUAUCCUAACUCCAGUGACCGUACACAUCUACAGCAGCAGUACGGCGGAAAUACUUCUCAAUCCUCUCAGCACGUUUUAUCCGUUCAGAGUUCAGAUUCGGCGCGUUGUACCACUGACAGUUCGGGUGCUGUUCUAGUUCCUGGCUGUUCGUCAUUAAGCUCCCGACUUGCUCCUGGGCAAGGUUCCGUCUACAUGAAGGCGCAGUCUUCACAAGGCCUGAACGCCUAUUCUGAAGCGAGUAAACCGCCUGCUCAAACGUUUUAUGGGGUGGGUGCUUCUGUUACUCCGUCUAGCCAAGGGACUGUGCCUACUACAUAUGUCUCGCACGCUAAUCUACAAGGCACUCCUGGCCCAACAUCACGUUUUAGCGGCUCCACCAGUUAUCCGAAUCCGAUGACGAAUUCAACCAUUCAGAACUCCCAAGUUCCUGGGUCUUCCUCCUCAGCAACUGACCUUGAAAAACGGCAACUCAUUCAACAACAACUUCUUUUAUUGCUGCAUGCUCAAUGCUGUCGGCAGGAACAGACCCAUUCCACGCCUUGUACCACUCCUCACUGUCGCACUAUGCGGAAUGUUCUUCAGCAUAUGAAGAACUGUACUGAAGGGAAGAACUGUCGAAAGCCGCAUUGCGCUUCAUCACGACAGAUUAUUUCACAUUGGAAAAAUUGUAGCAGCCGGGAGUGUCCGGUGUGUGGACCUCUGAAGAGAGGGCAUCAGCAGAGGACCGUCCCACAACGGCCGCCUGGUCAAAUUCUUCCCAACGCUUCGCAGCCUAGUGAGAUGAAUGGGGUCUCUCCUGGACAACCAGCUCCAGUACUUCGUUCUCCAGCACCUCAAAGUGUUAGAAGGUCUCUUCCGGCAGCCACCGCCACUUCUACAUCUCAGGUCAGGAUUACUGGAGCUUACACUCAGUCGGCUCCCGUUUCUAGUGUCCCGACUACCCCUUCUCAGAGUGUGAGCGAGAGUGUUGAGCAAACGGAUUGGCGAGCUGGUGUAAAUAUGGAACACCGGGAUCAUGUUGUUCGUAGAAUAGUCAAGUAUAUCUUGCCACAGCCUGAUCCUGCGGCCUACAGUGAUCCACGAAUGGCCAACUUGAUUGAGUACGCAAAGAAGGUGGAAAAUGCAAUGUACACAACGGCGAAAGAUAAAACGGAGUACUUUCAACUACUCUCAGAGAGGUGUUAUAAGAUAUACAAGGAGUUGGAGGAAGCUCGGCGUCGAAGGAAAAGUGCUGCUUCUGCCUCUGGAAAUGGGUCUACGUCCUCCCUUCCGAAUGAUUCGGCCGUUAGUACUAAUAGCGUAUCGGAUGUAUCCGCAAAUUCUGUCGAACCUGAUAGAAUGACUCCGAACAGAGGUUCUGUCUCUGCUGACUAUCGUCCAAGCAUUGCCAACUCGAAUGCUGAGUUUAACCAAGAAUCAGAUUCAAGGGACGGUAUUGGUGCAUUCAAAAAAGAGGAGGAUGUGAAGCCAUUUGUUUCCGAUACCAAUCAAUCCAAUUCAUCGUCUAAUGAAAUAAAAAAGACCCAGAUUAAACCUGACGACUCUCUUCCAUCCGUUGCCUCUAUUUCCACAGGUGGUGCGUUAGGUUCUACUACUGUUGCUGACACCACCAAAGUUGAUGAGUCCAAAUGGAAAAAGUGGUCUCGCGAAGAACUUUUGCGUCACUUUUUGCGUCUCCAUGAAGAGGUGUACGCCGAUAAAAAUGCUGAAUGGUUUCGUGACCCGGUGGAUCCGGUUGCUUUAAAUAUACCAGAUUACCCGGAAGUUAUCAAACACCCCAUGGAUCUAACUACGAUCCGGAAUAAUCUGGAAGAUGGUAUAUACAAAGAUCCAUGGGAAGUGUUGAACCACUUUCGCUUGAUGUUUAACAAUGCCUGGCUAUACAAUAAAAAAAAUUCCAAAGUAUACAAAAUGUGUACUAAACUAUCGGAGUUAUUCGAGAGUCAAGUGGAUCAAGUAAUGCAGGCGAUGGGGUUUUGCUGCGGACAUGAAUAUUCCUAUCAGCAAAUCCUUUAUUGCAGUUCUGCAAAUGUGUGUACUAUUGGUAAAGAUGCUCACUACUAUAUGUACACAAAUACUGACAAAAGAGUUCUUAUCUGUGAUACUUACUAUCAAUGCGAGAAAUGCUUCAACGAAGCAGGAGAUGAGAUAAUGCUUGCGGACGAAGCUAAUCAGACUCCAAUGUAUGUUUUGGGAUUUCUUCUGAGUGCAUUUUUCUCUAGUCCUAUUAGAAAGGAGCUUUUUGAACGAAAAAAGAACAACGUAACUAUAGAGGAGACCGAUGUACAUUGCAAGGAAUGUGGCCGUCGUUGGCACAAGGUUUGUGCUCUUCACAUGGAUGAGAUUUGGACAACGGGAUUCGUUUGCUCUGGAUGUCUGCGAGAGCGUGGUCUUAGACGGAAGGAAAAUCGUUUUACUGCCAAGAAUUUGCCCACUAAUAAACUGAGUAACUUCCUUGAACGCAGAGUCAACGAUUUCUUGAAGAAAAAGGAAGUUGGUACGGGGGAGGUGACGAUUCGCGUUCUUGCCAGCUCUGAUAAAUUGGUUGAAGUGAAACCGCUGAUGCGGGGUCGUUUCACAGAAAGUGGGGAACUGUCUGAAAGCUUUCCCUACCGCCUGAAAGCCAUAUUUGCAUUUCAAGAAAUUGACGGUCAAGACGUCUGCUUCUUUGGUUUGUACAUUCAGGAGUAUGGUUCCGAGUCUCCUCAGCCAAAUCGAAGACGUGUCUAUGUAGCCUACUUGGACUCCGUCUUUUAUUUCCGUCCGAAGCAGUAUCGAACGGAUGUCUAUCAUGAGAUUCUAGUCGGUUAUUUACACUACGCCAAGCAACUGGGCUACACAAUGGCUCAUAUUUGGGCUUGUCCUCCGGCCGAAGGAGAUGACUACAUAUUUCACAUGCAUCCGCUAGAACAAAGAAUUCCUAAGGCCAAGCGUCUUCAAGAUUGGUACAAAAGGAUGCUGCAGAAAGCAAUGAUUGAGGGCAUUGUUGCAGAUUUCAAAGACAUACUCAAGGAUGCUAUUGAUCAUCACCUAGUGUCUCCUACAGAAAUCCCCUACUUUGAAGGCGAUUUUUGGCCGAAUACUUUGGAGGAGAUUUUGCAGGAUUUGGACAAGGAGGAGGAACGCCGGCGUCGCGAAGAGGCGUUGGCUGAGACCGAAGAUGAUGAUCUGGAUGGGUCGCGUGACCGAGACGGUGGCCACGGCGAUUUGGACAAACGGUCCGGCAAAAAGAAGGCAAAAAAACGCAAAUGUAGCAAAAAGUCUGGUGGUUCUACGGCUAACAAGCGCAAGAAGCUUGAUGGGCCGGUGGAUUGUAACACAGAACUUACACGUAAGGUGUACGACACGAUGGAAAAGCUGAAGGAGAUAUUCUUCGUUAUUCGGCUGCAUAAGCAUGGGGCCACCGCCUCCCUCCCACCUAUUGUGGAUCCAGAUGCACUUAUUUCCAGUGAAUUGAUGGAUAGUCGUGACUCCUUCCUUCAAAUGGCCAGAGAAAAGCAUCUUGAAUUCUCCUCACUUAGACGAGCCAAGUACUCGACUUUGGUGAUGCUCUACGAAUUGCAUAACGAGGGCAGGCAGAGCUUCCUCUACACUUGCAACGUAUGCAAAGACCAAAUUGAAACUCGAUGGCAUUGCAAUGAGUGUGACGAGUACGAUCUUUGCAAUCGCUGCUACAAGCGUGAAAACCAUCCUCAUCCCAUGGAACAGUAUGGUCUGGGUAUUGAAGAGGAGGGUUCUAACGCCAACGGUGAGUCCAGUGGGGAACGUCCGGUGGGAAGUACGGACAGGAAACCGAAUCUUGUCUCCUGUAUCGCUGCUUUGGUUCACGCCAAUCAGUGCCGUGAUGCAAACUGUCGUAUGGCUGCUUGCAUCCAAAUGAAGCGAGUCUUGGCACAUCUACGUGCCUGUCCAAAACGUUCCAGCGGUACGUGUCCACUGUGUCGUCAACUUAUUAGCAUGUGCUGUUUGCACGCCAAAGCCUGUACGGAAGAACAAUGUCAGGUGCCACUAUGCCCUCAACUCAAAGACAGGCUUCGUCAACAGCAGAUUCAAAAACGACGUCAGCAGAACAAGUCCCUGCAGAGAAGGACGAAUCUCACUCGAGGAGCCACUGGUACGGAGUCCUCUGCCGCGACUUCGGCCUACCAUUCUCAAUAUGGGGCGCCGGGGAACUCCUCUGCCCAGUCGUCAAGUGGAGAUCUCCCCACAUCCAUGGCUGAUUCGCGACAGAUUUCUCGGAACUCUUCAUUUAGCAGUACUACCGAUAGCAGCAGGGUUGGGAGUUUACAGACUCUUUCUGUCAACGGUGGGAUGACGGUGGCGGCAUCUCCAAGGGUUCUGCCCGCACCCUCGUUCUCACUUCAGGGCCAACAGCCUUCGAGGUUGCCUGCUGCUUCCUCACAACUGGUUUGGCGGGAUGGACAGCCAGUGCCUUCACAGCAGGCGGGACAGAUGCAGCUGCAGCAGCAGCCUCCAUCACAGCAACAGCAGUCCAUGACACCUACUUCGACGUUCCGAUCUGGCGGUAAUGGUGGUGGUGCUCUUGUGACGCAAGAUGUUAACAGCCUGGCACCCACUCAACAACAAAUUGACCAAGUCGUAAAAGUGGUUGAUCUCAUUCGAAGAACACCGGCUUCUCAAGAGGAACAAAAUAAGCAGUUCAUCAACUGGAUUAAUCGCCAUCCCGAGUUUCGGCCAGCCUUCCUUGCCCUACGUGGACGCAAUAGGCAAGCUGCCAAUCAAAACCAGCGCGUAGCGCAGCAGCCAACCGUUAGCCAUCAAGCCCCUGGAGUUCAACCCCAGUCUACGGUGGGCGUCACGCCCAUUCAACCAUCUUCGUCUUCAACCACCGUCCUUUCCUAUAACCAGGCCGCAGAGUCCAUUCCCUCCACCUCGGCGAUCUCACAACCAAGGCAAGUUGCUAUCAGCGCAGCAGUUGGUCAGCGUCAGUUUUCACAGCAACAACAACCGGCACAAUUCACACCUCACUUAGCUGACCAACAACAGCAGCAACAAUAUGUGAUUGCGCAGCCGAUGCGUGUCCGUACCCUCCCUGGGGGUCCUGCUGUUAUUCAACAACAAGUUCAACCUCAGACUCAGCAUCCGUCCGACCAACAGUGGUUCGUCACCCGUGUCCGUACGGGGCCUGGCCAGCAGCAACAACAGCUCUAUUCCAACAGUAGUCCUGGAAAUGUGCAACCCUCGGCAGCAGUGUACACGGCAACAGGAGGAGGAAGUACUGGAACUACACUUUUGACAACAAUUGGAGCCGGUGGUGGAGGCCCCCAACAAACCCAGCAUCAUCCACAGCGGAUCAUUUCACCGUCAAGGCUCAUUCCCGCAGUGACUGCAGGUGGUGGAGGCCAAAGAGUCGGUGGGCAGUCCACCACAGUGGUUCAUUUUCGGGCGGCUUCGCAACAGCAGGCGCAGCAGCAACAGCCGCCUUCGCAGCAGCGUCCAAUUGUGGCUCUGAUGCAGCAGCCAUCCCCACAAAACCCACAGCUGUUGAAGCCUCAACAACAGCAGCAGCAACCACCGCCCCAGAAUCCUCCAUCUUCCUCAAGUAAUCCCUCGGGCUCGUUCAUUGUGUCAGACGUAUCAAAUGCUCCCAUCCCCGAACUGCCAUCUCUGCUUCACUGUUCAUAG
This is a messenger RNA of Echinococcus granulosus, 5760 nucleotides long. Its product is annotated as CREB-binding protein. Bases 1 to 5760 code for a protein of 1919 amino acids. Gene Ontology annotation, cellular component: transcription regulator complex; histone acetyltransferase complex. The record is from RefSeq and is a predicted model, not a curated record. NCBI's taxonomy places the organism in Eukaryota, Metazoa, Platyhelminthes, Cestoda, Cyclophyllidea, Taeniidae. Gene Ontology annotation, biological process: positive regulation of transcription by RNA polymerase II. Gene Ontology annotation, molecular function: histone acetyltransferase activity; protein binding; transcription coactivator activity. The transcript has 8 exons.